AUGGGAAUAUGGAUAUUGCUUUCGAAGACAUCAAACAAAGCUAACAAAAUGGUGGCUUCAAUAUCCCCAUCUUUUAGAAUUAAAUAUAUUCUUGGGGUGGGUACUUCAAGCAGUCAGGUACUUCAAGCAGUCAGUCAAAGGUAUGAUGGAGGCAUAAUGGAAGACUUAAAACCAGCGGAAUUGGACAAGCUAUUCCAACAAUCCUCAUGGGAGUAA
Molecule: messenger RNA, 216 nt
Organism: Debaryomyces tyrocola
Lineage: Eukaryota; Fungi; Ascomycota; Pichiomycetes; Serinales; Debaryomycetaceae
Source: the annotation of a GenBank genome assembly